Molecule: messenger RNA, 1701 nt
Organism: Drosophila bipectinata
Lineage: Eukaryota; Metazoa; Arthropoda; Insecta; Diptera; Drosophilidae
Product: probable cytochrome P450 4ac1
Molecular function (GO): oxidoreductase activity, acting on paired donors, with incorporation or reduction of molecular oxygen; iron ion binding; heme binding
Source: RefSeq, a predicted model, not a curated record
AUGGCAGCCCAGUGAACUACAAAAUCCGCUGUAGAACGGUUCGCUUUGGAGGGAGUGCGCGAAAAUGUGGAUCGCCUUGCUGGGAACACCCAUUCUCCUAGUAGUCCUCUGGCUGCUUCUCAAGAAACUAAACGAAUCCUACUUCAUCCUCUCCCUCACCAGAAGAGUGCGCACCGAGGAUGGCAGUCCCCUGGACAGCAAAGUGGCUGUAAUGCCCGGCAAGACCAUUUUCGGCAACAAUCUGGACAUUCUCAACUUUACACCUGCCAGCGUUUUUAAUUUUGUGCGGGAAUCCACGGCCAAGGCCAAGGGCAGGAAUUAUCUGUGGUAUUUCCUAUUCGCACCCAUGUACAAUGUGGUUCGCGCCGAGGAGGCUGAGGAGAUAUUCCAGAGCACCAAGCUGAUUACCAAGAAUGUGGUUUACGAGCUGAUUAGACCGUUCCUGGGGGACGGUCUUCUGAUUAGCACAGACCAGAAAUGGCAUUCCCGGCGAAAGGCCUUGACACCGGCUUUCCACUUCAAUGUCCUGCAGUCUUUUUUGGCUAUUUUCAAGGAGGAGUGCAAUAAAUUCAUCAAAGUUUUGUAUGAAAAUGAAGAAGGCGAACUAGAUCUCAACCAAGUCAUUCCCCAGUUUACUUUAAACAAUAUCUGUGAAACCGCCCUGGGAGUCAAGCUGGACGACAUGUCAGAGGGCAAUGGAUACCGCAAAGCCAUUCACGCCAUUGAGGAAAUCCUAAUCCAACGCGUUUGCAAUCCUCUCAUGUACUACAACUGGUACUUCUUCCUGAACGGAGACUACCGGAAGCAAGAGCAUAACCUGCGAAUAGUCCACAACUUUGCAUCCGGGAUAAUCCAGCGCAAGCGAGAGCUCUUCAAGCAAAAACAACUGGGCCAUGUGGACGAGUUCGGGAAGAAGCAGCGAUAUGCCAUGCUGGACACUUUGCUGGCCGCCGAGGCUGAGGGCCAGAUAGACCACGAGGGCAUCUGCGACGAGGUCAACACCUUCAUGUUCGAGGGAUACGACACCACCUCCACCUGCCUCAUCUUCACCCUGCUGAUGCUGGCCCUCCACGAGGACGCGCAGACGCGCUGCUACGAGGAGGUCCUGAAUCUUCCCGAGGACAGCGAUGAGACCACAGUGUUCCAAUACAACGAACUGGUCUACUUGGAGUGUGCCAUCAAGGAGUCCCUGAGGAUGUUUCCCUCCGUGCCCUUCAUUGGCCGCCAAUGCGUGGAGGAGUGUGUGGUCAAUGGCAUGGUGAUGCCGAAGGACACGCAGAUCAAUCUCCACAUAUACGACAUCAUGAGGGACCCGCGCCACUUUCCCAAACCGAAUCAGUACCAGCCGGAGAGAUUCCUUCCCGAGAACACGGUGAACCGACAUCCCUUUGCCUUCGUGCCUUUCAGCGCAGGACAGAGGAACUGCAUCGGCCAGAAGUUUGCCAUCCUGGAAAUGAAGGUGCUCCUGGCUGCCGUCCUCAGGAACUUCAAGCUGCUGCCAGCCACUCAGCUGGAGGAUCUCACGUUUGAAAAUGGAAUCGUUUUGCGAACCCAGGAGACCAUCAAGGUGAAAUUAUUGAAAAGGGAAGCUAGUCAUUGAAAGAUAACUAUGUAUCUUUAAAUCUUCUUGCCAAAGUUGUACAAAUUAAUAAAAUAUUGUUUAUUUUUUCUAAAAUAAAUGUGUAUAUGUGUAACUAUUCA